Molecule: messenger RNA, 1728 nt
Organism: Symsagittifera roscoffensis
Lineage: Eukaryota; Metazoa; Xenacoelomorpha; Acoela; Convolutidae
Exons: 7
Coding region: 117-1220 (367 amino acids)
Cellular component (GO): nucleus; cytoplasm
Molecular function (GO): RNA binding
Source: RefSeq, a predicted model, not a curated record
GAUUAACUUAUUAAAUAGAUUGUUGUUAUGAAAAGCACUGGUAAUUGCAGUAUAUAAAAUCAAAUCGAUCAUCUGGAAGUUACUUUUCUUCAGUUCUCUGAUCAAGUUCAAUUAUAAUGAGUCACCUUAAUACGAACAAUAGGUUCUUACUCCUCGACGACGACGAAAAUGAGGAAAACAUAGAUACAAAAAAGGUAGUCGAGAAGAAGGAAAAAGACACGAAGAAAGAACCUAACAAGAAAGCGCCCAAAACUACUGCUAUCACUUCCGCGCCACCGAAGCCAGCUGCUGAGAAAAUGCCACCCAAGUCUCAGCCACGCGCACCAGUCAACAAUCAGGCUGCUCAGGAAAAGAACGUAAGUGCAACAAACGAUGAUUCGCGACGACCCCCUAGACCUUUCGGCGGAAACGCUCCCCCAUCUGGAGGCGGGUUUGGCACCCGCAGCAGCACCGGCACGGGUGGUUUCGGUGGAGGAGGCGGUGGUGGCAGUGGCGGAGGAUUCUCGACGACUGCAUUUUCCAACUCGAACGUCGGAAACCGUCAAGGUGGCUACCCACGAGCGGCAGGCGGGUUUGGAGACAACCGAGGAGGAAAACGAGAAUUCGAUAGAAAAAGCGGAUCGGAGAAAACUGGAGUGAAGAGUAGUGAUAAGAGAGACGGUGCUGGAUCCCACAACUGGGGCAACUCCAUCAAGGACUUCACCACCGAGACUUUCGCGCCUCCGGCUGACGCUGAAGCAGAUACUGGCGAAGAUAAGAAGACGACAGAAGAGAAGCCAGCAGCUGGAGGAGACGAGAAUGCGGCGGGAGAAGGCGGAGAGGAAGGAGCUGGGGAGGAGCCUCAGGAAGCGCCCACCAUGAGUCUGGAAGAGUACAUGAGCCAGAAGGAGAAAGCCAAGAGUGGCAUGCCCCAACGCCAGCUGAGAAAGCCCGGCGAAGGAGAGGGGUCCUUCAACUCUGGAGUCAAGGUCGUAAAGAAGCUGCAAAAGUCAAGCAAGGACCAGGAGGAGAUGGUGAUCCAAGUGGCCCAAGGAUCCGGACGGGAGAGGAAAGUCCUCCCGAUUGAUCUGCAGCCUCUGGGAAAUCGAGGACGCGGUGGACGUCCUGGCGGCGGCGGUCGAGGCCGAGGAGGAUACCGAGGCGGGGAUAGGAACUACCCAGGAGCGAACCAACCAAACAUCGAGGACGAACAGGCAUUCCCUAGUCUGCAAGCCCAUUAGGGAAACCGGGCGAGUAAAGGACAAUACACGACAGAAGAGAGACGUAACAUUACAGGAUUGCAAAAUACAGACUCGGACAAUUAUUGGUGACGAAUUGUAAAACUCAAACUCGCUUUGCUGCUCAUUUAUUAAUCUGCUCUCCAUUUAUUGCUUCAAUAUGAUUUUCAAACCGAGUUUCACGAUGUACUGCUGUAAAGAGAGAUCGAUUGAUAGUUCAAUAUGUUGAUUGAUGAUCAACAACACCUAGUUUCACAUGUAAUCUUUUCAAUCGAAUUCUUUUACCUCACAACAAACUGAUUAGUGUACCGACAUUGGGGCCCAUAAUAAUGCUGUUUAUAUUGAUAGCUAGGGUUGGGUCUAUAUUUUCCUUAGCUUCCAGCAGGUAAUGAGAUUAAAGCUUUUCAAGGCCAGAGCAGUUAUUGUUAUUAUUGAGAUGAUAUUUUUGUCCGUAUAUGUCUUUUUGACAUUCUGUUUGUUACUGACUUUUGAAGAAAUAAUUUUGUCACUA